This is a messenger RNA of Durio zibethinus, 674 nucleotides long. RefSeq names its product universal stress protein A-like protein. The record is from RefSeq and is a predicted model, not a curated record. Lineage: Eukaryota; Viridiplantae; Streptophyta; Magnoliopsida; Malvales; Malvaceae.
GCAGGACUCCUAUUGCAGACUGACCAUAAAUUUUGUAUCAGCUUUCUUUAUCAUCAAAAAAUAUGGAGGGAGAAAAACCGCAGUUUGAGAAGAAGGUGAUGGUGGCCAUAGAUGAAAGAGAUUGCAGCUAUCAUGCACUCAUUUGGACGCUCAAACAUCUCAAGGAAUCAAUCACCAAGUCACCGUUUGUCAUCUUUGCCGCACAGCCACUUCCCAAUUCUAAGUACCAUAUAUUUGCGGCACAACUUGGGUUUGCUCGCAUGUAUUGUCUGGAGUCAGCCACCCCAGAUUGGAUAGACUUUGUUAAAGAGCAAAAUAGGAAAGUGUCGCUUGGUCUCUUGGAGAAAGCCAAAGGCAUCUGUACAAGCCAUGGAGUGAAAGUAGAGACAGUUACAGAGGUUGGGGAUCCUAAGGAGGCAAUAUGCAAUGCAGUUGAGAAUUACAAAAUCAAUUUACUUGUGGUAGGUGACCAAGCUGACGGAAUUCUCCAAAGGGUUUUUCAAGAGAGUUUAAGCAGCUAUUGUUUGAAGAAUGCCAAGUGCCCCGUUCUUGUUGUUAACAAAAAUGAUGUCCAACAAUAACAUUUAUAGCAACAUGUUUGUCCUUGCUCUUGUAUGAUAUUGUAAAUUAAAUGAAGUUGCUAAAAUUAUUAUUAUUAUUAUUAUUAUUAUAAA